This is a messenger RNA of Amaranthus tricolor (Joseph's coat), 2093 nucleotides long. Its product is annotated as CBL-interacting serine/threonine-protein kinase 6-like. Gene Ontology annotation, biological process: signal transduction; protein phosphorylation. The transcript has a single exon. The record is from RefSeq and is a predicted model, not a curated record. Lineage: Eukaryota; Viridiplantae; Streptophyta; Magnoliopsida; Caryophyllales; Amaranthaceae. Gene Ontology annotation, molecular function: protein kinase activity; ATP binding. Bases 568 to 1941 code for a protein of 457 amino acids.
UUACACGUCAGGAUGACUGGAAUUCCAGAAAGGUCUAUUUUAAUAAGUAAACAGAAAAGAAUCCUCUAGGAUCCUGCAUUCCUGCCUACUUUUCUCUAAAAAUAAACACAAAUAAUAUGCCCUUUAAAUUCUUCCUAUAUAUACACCUCCCCUUAAUGUUCUUUUUUUUGCAAUUACUCAAAUAUACAGUUUCUCGAUUUUUGUUGCACAAACCCUAAGAUCUAUUUAAACCCAUUCUAGAUUAUUCUUCUACGCAUAAUCAAUCUCUUUGAGAAAGGAGUGAUAAGGCUGUUGCCGAGAAUUAAUGCGGAAAGAUGAAAGAUCCAUCGCUUGUUAACCCGUAUGUUCUUGGUGGAAUUACCCAGCAAAUCCAUCAUGUCGUCGGCGGAAGGCACAGACACCGUAAAUACGUUAAGGAUGGCUAGUUUUUGUUCUCUUUUCUUCAUGAAUUUAUGAAUUCAAUUCUCAAUUUCUCUUAAAUUCUGUUGUUCUUUGAAGGAAAUCGAUUUUUAGGCAGGUUUUUCGAGAAUCUAGUAGAUUUUUGAAUUCUUGGAUCAAUUCCCUAAAAUGAUGGGGGAAUUGGUGUUAGCUGUUAAAGAUUUGAAGGGUUCGGGUGCUCAUUCUCAACCCCCGAAACAAUACUGUAAGUUAGUGAUGGAUGGGAAGUAUGAACUCGGAAGGGUUUUAGGUCAAGGAACUUUCGCACGUGUGUACUUCGCACGGAAUGUUGAGACAGGGAAGAGCGUCGCCAUGAAAGUAAUUGGGAAGGAGAAAGUCUUAAAGGCGAAGAUGAUGGAUCAACUGAAAAGAGAGAUUACCGUUAUGAAACGAUUGAAACACCCAAAUAUUGUCGAGCUUUACGAAGUUAUGGCUACUAAAUCAAAAAUCUUCUUAGCAAUGGAGCUCGUCCGUGGGGGCGAGCUCCACGCUAAGGUAGCAAAGGAAGGUAAACUAGAGGAAGAACUAGCAAGAUCAUACUUCAAACAGCUAAUUUCCGCUGUUGAUUACUGCCAUAGCCGCGGUGUUUUCCAUCGCGACUUAAAAUUGGAGAAUCUCUUGCUUGAUCAAGAUGGGAAUGUUAAGAUCACAGAUUUUGGUCUAAGUGCUCUGUUUGAGGAAAAAGGGGAGAAUGAGCAAGCAAUGCUAAGGACUUGUUGUGGAACCCCUCAUUAUGUAGCCCCUGAAAUAGUGUCCAAAAGAGGCCAACCUUAUGAUGGUUCAAAGGCUGAUAUUUGGUCUUGUGGUAUCAUCUUAUAUGUUCUUCUUGCAGGUUACCUCCCCUUUCAUGGUGAUAAUGUUGUAUUGUUAUACCGCAAGGUAAACAAAGGAGACUUCACUUGCCCGUCUUGGUUCUCCCCUGAUGCUCAGGAAUUGAUAACCCGAAUGUUGGAUCCAAACCCAUCAACCCGAAUCACAUUAACCCAAAUCAUGGAAUCAAAAUGGUGGAAAUCUGAUAUUACGAUGACCUCAUUGGAGGAAGAAAUUGAUGGUAUGAUUCAUAAGAAAGAAGUAGAAGAACUGAAUGCAUUCCAUAUCAUAUCAAUGUCAGAAGGGUUAGAUUUGUCUCCACUUUUCUUGGAAUCAAAGAAGAAAAGAGAAGAAAGGGAAGAGAUCGGAUUCACAACAAUGGUAUCAGCAAGUGAAGUGAUUUGUAGGCUGGAAGAAGCAGCUUUGAAGAUGGGUAAGUUCAAGAUCAGUAAGAUAGGAGAUUCAGUGGUGAGAUUGCAAGGAUUAGAAAAGGGAAGGAAAGGGAGAUUGGUAAUUGAGGUGGAAUUGUUUACAGUUUCAUCAUCAUUUUUAAUGGUGGAUGUUAAGAAAGAUAAUGGUGAUACGCUUGAGUUUAACCAGUUUUGCCAUAACUUCCUGCGUCCUGCUCUAAUGGAUGUUGUGGUCUGGACUAAUGCAUCUGAUCAAUACAACAAUUCAGAUGUCUUGUGUUGAAAUUUUUGUAAUCAAUUCUAUACCCUUUUAGUAGGUUUUUGGUGUAUAAAUAUAUGGGUUUGUUGCUGUUUUUGUUUCCUUUUAUAGAUUAUGUCUUUGUUUAUUUUUGGUGUAUAGACUAUUUUAGUAAAUGAGUAUUUGUUUUAUGUUCA